AUGUUAAUCAAAGAAGUUGGCGACUUCCGCAAAGUCUUUAUUGACUCUAUGAAUAUCCAAAGUAGUGGAAAUUUUCAUUGUGAGCUUUUCACGGUCAUGGCACUCAAGUUACGGUUGUUAGUUAACAAGUUAGGGAAUAACAAAGUGUCUUUUUGUUACCCUGAGUACUAUGCGUUCUUGAUAGACGUUAUACAAUGUAUUAUUGUGGUGCAGACAUUUUAUUUUGUUGAACGAAGUGUCACCAUAUCAAAUGGAGUCCGUGUAGAUCCCAAACAGUAUCAAAGUAAAGACAAUGACUUCAUGUGA
Entamoeba invadens IP1 is the source of this 306-nucleotide messenger RNA. RefSeq lists its product as hypothetical. The record is from RefSeq and is a predicted model, not a curated record. The coding region runs from base 1 to 306 and encodes 101 amino acids. NCBI's taxonomy places the organism in Eukaryota, Evosea, Mastigamoebida, Endamoebidae. The transcript has a single exon.